AUGGCAGCGCCCAGUAGAAAGCAGAUGUUGAGGCUCCUCUGUCAGUUUGGGGCAUUUAUUUUGACCCGGUUCGGAUUUUGGAACUGCUUUAGUAUGUUGAUGCUUUUUGCUGAACGUGCAGAUGCGAAAAGGAAACCAGACAUUCAGAUACCUUAUUUGUAUGUGGACAUGGGGGCAGCGGUGUUGUGUGCCAGCUUUAUGUCUUUUGGGGUGAAGAGGAGGUGGUUUGCCUUGGGAGCUGCCUUGCAACUGGCCGUCAGCACCUACGCCACAUAUAUUGGUGAACAGGUGCACUACGGUGACUGGCUUAAGGUACGGAUGUAUUCCAGAGCGCUGGCCAUCAUUGGAGGCUUUCUGGUUCUAGCCAGUGGGGCAGGUGAGACGUAUAGACAGAAACCACGCACCAGAUCGCUGCAGUCCACUGGACAGGUUUUCCUGGGGGUCUACCUGAUCUGCAUGGUAUACUCCCUCCAGCACAGCAAGGAGGAUAGGCUGGCCUAUCUGAACCACAUCCCUGGGGGAGAGCUCACUCUGAUGCUGCUGGUGGUGCUGUUCGGGGUGCUGGCUCUGGCCUUCCUCUCUGGGUGCUACAUCCGCCUGGCCGCCCAGAUCCUGGCCACAGUGCUGCCCCUGGUCAUUCUUUUCAUUGACGGCAACGUGGGCUAUUGGCACAACACACGCAGGGUGGAGUUCUGGAACCAGAUGAAACUGAUAGGACAAAAUGUGGGUAUCUUCGGCGCUCUGCUCAUCUUGGCUACUGACAGUUGAAACGAUCCAGCUCAGACUAUUGUAACAGACUGAUGUGUCGCCGUGGGAGGAGAAUGUGGGCCAUAACGCCAAGGCACAGCUAUUAACUCAAACUACUGUCAGUGGCCUCUCAGGACUCUCAUACACUCCAAGCUGAGACAUUUGGAAUCUCGCACAAUUUAAGCCAUGUCCGUUGUCAUUGUCUACCUGCAGUCAGAUUUGCUUUUGCAAGAUAAAGACGCAAAAACGUUGUUUCUUUUUGCAGAUUUUAAUUGUCAUGUUUACAUUGUGUCUGUUAAUUUUAUGCGCUGAAACCUGAUAUAUAUGACAUUUGUAUGUAAUCUACAGGAAAAAUACAUUUUCUUCGAGAAGGUUAUGGUAUUAUCACACGGUUUCUGGAUGUUU
Messenger RNA from Lampris incognitus (smalleye Pacific opah), 1152 nucleotides. It is a transcript of the gene tmem101, whose product is annotated as transmembrane protein 101. The coding region runs from base 1 to 768 and encodes 255 amino acids. Gene Ontology annotation, biological process: positive regulation of canonical NF-kappaB signal transduction. Lineage: Eukaryota; Metazoa; Chordata; Actinopteri; Lampriformes; Lampridae. The record is from RefSeq and is a predicted model, not a curated record. The transcript has 4 exons.